GUAGGUAUUAAUUGUGAAAGAAGAGAAAAUUAUGCGUUACUGUAUUAUUCGUUCGGGCGAGAAGAAAUUGUCUGUAUGUUCUUAACUAAAAGGUUACAACACACUUCUCAUACUCUCAGAUUCUCUUUUCUUUUUCUCUUCUCCAAACUAACAACAAACCAUGGAUAAACAAGAACAAGAGCGCAAAGAAGAAAAACAAGAACAAGAGUACAAAGAAGAACAUGAACAACCAAAUGAACACGAGCAAGAAAAAGAACUCGGCAAAGAACAUGAACUACAACACACAAAUUCAAGCCCAGACCCGCCACCAAAACAGAACUCUCCGCCGCCUGAACCGGAACUACGACAAACAUACCCAAGCUCACCACCCAAACAAUCUUUUCCGCCUCGGCUACUCUACCACAACUCCACACCAAAUUCACCACCCUUAGGUGAAGAUGAAGAAGAAGAAGAAGACCACAGAAAGCCUCCGUUUAAACUACCUCCUCCUCCUGCUGUUGCGGCGGCGGUUGAGACCAAGGUGGAACCCACAUCCCAAGAAGUCCAAGAUGAAGAAAAUGGACUUGGUGGUGGUGGUGGUGGUGAUGGGCAUGGUGAUGGUUUUGUUAAUACCGGGAGUGGGAGGAACCAUUUGAAGACCAAUUUGUCGAUCUUGAAGAAAGCCAAGAGAGAUAGCAUGAUGAAGAGAGCUUUGAUUGUUUCUAGGAUUUCUGGGUUUGUUUGCAGCUUGGUCUCUUUCUCGGUUUUGGCUGCCGAUAGAGAUCGUGGUUGGGCCAUUGAUUCAUUCUACCGUUACAAAGAAUUCGGGUACUGUAUGGCAGUGAAUGUGAUAGCCUUUGUAUAUUCUGGAUUUCAGGGUUAUGAUCUAAUCUAUCAAUUGACCUCCGGAAAACGCAAAUUGAGGCUACCCCUCCGCCACUACUUGGAUUUUUCUUUGGAUCAGGUGAUAACUUAUCUUCUCAUGUCUGCAUCAUCUUCAGCUGCUGUCCGCGUAGAUGACUGGCAAUCCAACUGGGGUAAAGACCUCUUCCCAGAUAUGGCAAGGGCGUCUGUGGCAUUAUCUUUCCUUGCUUUCGGGGCCUUAGCUUUAAGCUCUCUCAUAUCUGGUUAUAAAGUUUAUACUCUCAAAUCUUUAUAGUCUUAACGCUGCCUGGAUCAACCACAUUUCAGUUAUAUGUUAUACAACAUAGAAUGUUCAAGUGGAAAGUUAAUGGAAAAGAGUUGGUUCAAAGUUUGUAUAUGAAAAUACCUGUACCCGGGUUUUUAUUUAGACCAUGGAGUACACGCAAAUGCUCAUCAAAGUUUGUUUACAGUAUCAACCCACCUUUAAUAUCUUAUGCUGUAAUGAAAAUUAUCGAAGUUUUCAUUAAUGAAACUGGUUUCUUCUUCAUUACUAA
Pistacia vera is the source of this 1397-nucleotide messenger RNA. RefSeq names its product CASP-like protein 4A1. The record is from RefSeq and is a predicted model, not a curated record. NCBI's taxonomy places the organism in Eukaryota, Viridiplantae, Streptophyta, Magnoliopsida, Sapindales, Anacardiaceae. Bases 161 to 1138 code for a protein of 325 amino acids. The transcript has 3 exons.